GACCAACUGAACCGUACGGCGCUUGGGGGAACUCGCCCACCAUCGUGACCAACUUUUUUUUUCCUCUUUGCUGAGCCCACAUUGCUUGCCGCCCGCCGCCCGAGGACCCUUGCCCAUGCGCCUGCAUACAACGCAUUGUUGGCUGCCGCAACACGAAGGACGACAUGGCUGCAUCGUUCUCCCUCCUGCGAGGCAGACAACUGCACACUGGCAGCGAUCGACAGCGCACCCACACCCACUGCCACACUCUCGGGCUCUCACUCACCCACACCCAACGCCAGCACGUGCAGGCUCAGGCAUGAUGGUCGCUCACCGACAAUCACCGCCUUUUCUGCUGACCGACCCGAGCCCUCCCUCUCUUAUUUUUUCCCAAAUGCCUCUAGGGAGUGCCAAUGGGGCAAUACUCCCACAUGGCCUGGCGCACCACUUGAGUCGCACUAGCUGUCGAGUCAACUUGCUCCUGUGCUGCUGCCGCCCUCGGCCGCCCAGAGGAGGGGCGCUCGCGCGCUGCGAAUCAUAUCACGCCAGCUGGAGCGCCCCCGGGCUCAGUGGGCUGAGUGGCUGGCGCUAGACCGCGCCACCCCCGAGUGGUGCCGACAAUUGAGACUUGACGACCUUUGACGACUGCCCCGGACCAGGAUUGGCAUGGGCAUUGGCAUGGGCACGGCGGGGGCAGCAAUGCGGAGAAUUGAGCGGGCAAUUAUGUCAUGACCACAUCCUGGGCUUGGCACAGCGCUGCGGGGCUGAUGCUGGGCUGCUGGAUCCCCUUUUGCUACCGGCACGCCUGGCGACGCGUCUGGGUUGCAGUCUUUUAUGUGUUUUUUUGGCCCACCCAAGAUCCCACAAAGUCGGGUCCGCGGAGGAAGCCCUCGAGCCGCCCAUCCAUGCAUCAUAACAACGGCUUUUUUUCCUCUCCCUGUCUCUGUCUCGCGGCUGUUUAUCCCGCAGGAAGGAGAAAAAAAAAAUAUCGCCCACCACCUACGGAUAGCACAGCAAAUAACCGGGGAAGUGGAGGGGAGGGGGCUCAACCCUGCGUCCUCCACCCCCAACCUGAAGACCGCUCGUCAACUUGUUUGCAUGCCCGCUUCUUUAACUUGACUUUUCCCAUCUCGCCCUGCCCCUUGGUUCCAGGGACUCUUUUGUCCUGCGUGAACCGCUGCUAGGUCAAGAUCUGGAGUCUGGGGCAAGCAUUCUUCAAACCCACCCCCAGCUCCGUUAGUCUUUGCCCCCUCCUCCGGAACCGGCCAAAGGUCCAACUUUAAAGGUCCCCCUUCCACCCUCGCCAUCUGCUGAGAGCCUUUCCUGCUCUUCCCUCCGCACGCCAAAAGGCUGCUGGUGCUGAGAAACACGAGCGGGGUCAACCCAGACAAGACAGAAGGCCCGUCUGCCAUCCUUGCAGAAGGGGUCCCUUGGACGGACAGGUUUAGCACUUGUCUUGGGAUUCGGCAUUCUUUCGUCCCAUACCCGCCCCAUCCGAGCCCAUCCCCGUGAGACAUGAUUCCAACGUCAUCCCUGGCCGCCACCUGCAGUCUACAUGUACGUACUCCUGUAUAAUUCAAUACCACUCUGGGCCAUUGUUCCGACCUGCAAGCUACUCUCCCAUCAGCUGACGGGGCUGUCGACGAAAGAACGAGCUCCACCAUUUUUUUUUUGGCCGUAAAGCAAACAAGGUCUAGACCCCCGAACCUAUUUUGCUUCCACCCGUGGCGCAGAUUCGCUUCGACAGGCGCGAGCCCAUUAAGCGAUAGAUAUCGGCCCCGACACGCACGCCACUGUCCUCGACGACGCCUAACCGGCCCUUGCCUGUUCGCCGACCUCAGGAGGGCCGCCCGGCGGCUACGCUACUCCAUACGCACUCGCUCUCUUCCCAAUGUCGUCGGCCCUUGGGAGCUAGCUAUCAUGGACCCCGGCGAGACCAUCACCCACCUUUUGAAUAAUACAUGACCUGGGCUCUCCCCGACCGUGGACAAGCCAGAGUCUACUCGCCCGCCCGACGGCCCGUGCGCCCCUGGCGCGUCUCCGGACAGCAAUGUCGGCCCUAGGCUUCGCAGUCAAGGUCAACGGCGUCCCGGACCGCGGCCCUGCCGUCUUCGGUGUUACCGUUGCGACACUGUGUCUGGCCAGCGUGUUUGUUGUCGCAAGGCUGGUCAGUCGCAUCGGCAUCGUGCGCCGUUUUAGCUGGGACGAUGGCUUCGUCGUUGCCGCCUGGUUCCUCGCCUUCGCCCUCUCGUUUUCAAUCAUAUGGGGCACACGCAUGGGCCUGGGCCGAUACGAUAAGGACAUACGCGCCGAGGACCGCCCCAGCCUGCGCCGCGCCGAAUAUGCCUUCUCCAUUCUUUACAACCCGGCCCUCAUGGCCACCAAGACCUCCAUCCUCAUUUUCUACCUCAGGCUAUCCAAAAACACCAAGCCGCUGCUCCGCCUGGCCUCAUACGUCGUGCUUGCCAUCGUCAACUUGGCCGGCGUCAUUCUCACCUUCAUCAACAUAUUCCAGUGCAAACCAAUCCACGCUGCCUAUGACGAUGUGCCCUUCCAGCCUAUCUGCAUCCCUCUACUCACCGUUUUCAUCUGCUCUGCCCCGGUCAACAUAGUCACCGAUGUGGCCAUCCUGGCCCUCCCUAUGCCCGUCCUGACCAGCAUGAGGCUACCUCCCCGCCAAAAGACCAUUCUGGUCAUGACCUUCGCCCUUGGUGUGUUUGUCACCGUCGUCGAUGUUGUCAGGAUUUACUACCUUCAGCAGGCCAUCAGCUAUGUCCCGACCACGCCGUCUUCCGACGAGAACGCCAUCUACGGCGGCUCCCCCGAGUUCAGCUGGAACGCCUCGCUGUCUCUUAUGUGGUCUGCGGUUGAGGUGAACGUGGGAAUCACCUGCGCAUGCAUCCCAACUCUGAAGCCCCUCAUCAUGAGAAUCCUCCCGGUCAUGCUCGUCGACCCAGAAGGCACCGCCGGCUCGACUCAGCGCAGCCAGGAUAAGGACGUCGCCUUGUCUCCUAGACAAGCUAAUUUUGGUGCCGGAGGCGGCCUACAAGUUCCACGGACGUCUCAUGACCCCCAGCGGCAAAGCGGCAGUGACAACAACUCCCACAUGACAGGUGGGGGGCAGCAACAUCAGCAACCGCAUGACGAAAACGAGGAACUUAACUUCGCGGACUUCAUAGGGCACAUUGGAGCCUCGGGUCCUGGGUCUGGAGAGCGGGACAGCAGCGGGAGCACCAGGCGCGUCCAGCGGCGCCGCGGGACGCUGGCGACGUACGGGUCCGCCAACGGCUACGAGACGUCAGUCUACUUUGGUUUUGUCAACAUUAAAAGGCCAAAAAGCAUGCUCCAAGCGUCAGUUUCGGACUCGUGGAAAUACUGCACACUCGUCACGGUCCUCUUCCUCAUGUGGGGAGUGUCAUAUGGCCUACUCGGCACCCUCAACAACGUCGCUGCCUCGGUAGCAGACAUGAGCACGGCCAUGACUCUGGGCCUGACCAGCAUAUACUUUGGUGGCGGCUACUUCUUCGGCCCCCUGGUUGUUGGUGUUUGGAUCCUCCGGCAUGAUGAACACCAUCGGUCACGGCAGGGCGCGGCUAGGCACCACGCCUCGUACGAGUCCAUUGGCGGGUUCAAGGCCACCUUCAUGCUGGGCCUGUGCAUCUACGGCGUCGGCACCAUCAUGUUCUGGCCUGCUGCGGUUCUGGCCUCGUUCCCGGGCUUCAUGAUCUGCAACUUCGUCGUUGGCUUCGGCCUGGCCGUGCUCGAAACGGCCGCCAACCCAUUCCUCGCCCUGUGCGGUCCGCCGGCCUACGCCGAGAUGCGUUUGUGCCUAGCCCAGGGCGUGCAGGCCGUCGGCAGCGUGCUCAGCGGUCUGCUGGCCCAACACGUCUACUUCUCGAGCGUCUCAUCGCGGCAGAACACGGCCAACUCCCUAGUCCUCAUCGACGUGCAGUGGACCUACCUCUCUGUCACCCUCCUCUGCGUCGCACUCGCGCUACUAUUCUACUACAUUCCCAUCCCCGAAGUGACUGACGACGAGCUCGAGCAGGAGGCUGAGCGGUUGCCCGUGGACCCCAAGAAGCGAAGCAUCGGAGGCCUUCGCCUCGCAACCAUCUGCAUCAUACUUGCCGUCGUCGCGCAGUGGACAUACGUGGCCGCUCAGGAGAGCAUGAGCAUCUAUUUCAAAGAUCUUGUUAUAGCUUUGCUGCCACCAGAAAAUGCCUUGACUGUUACAACCCCACCCACACCGCCGUCUACCUCUACACUCACAACGGGCACGUCAGGCAGCAGCACGAUUGAGCCGCAGAAUCCUUCUUCAGACGAUAUGAUGACGCUAUCCGUGUCCAACUACAUGGAGGUAGCCCACGCGGCCUUCGCCGUGUCACGGUUCGCGGCCGGUGGGCUCGCGUACCUGUCGGCGCGGCACCCUACCGUCCGCUUCUUCCCGACGCCGCGGACCGUGCUGGCCGUCACGGUGGCGGCGCAGCUCGUGCUCACCGUCGCAAUCAUCGCCCUCCGCCGCGGUAACCCACCCGACGUCAUCGUGGCACCCAUCGUCCUCUUUUUCCUCGCCGAAGGCCCCGCCUGGCCUCUCAUCUUCUCGCUAGGCCUCCGCGGCCAGGGCAGGCGCACCAAGCUCGCCGCCGCCUGGCUCACCAUGGGCGCGUCCGGGCCGGCAUUUUGGCCCUUCGUCAUGCAGGCCAUCCUGAGCGCCGGCGCCGGAAUCCAGACGGCCUUCAUCGUUGUCGCGGCCCUGAUCUGCCUCACCCUCGCCUACCCCGUCUUCCUGGGCGUCUCGCGCGACGCCCGCGCCCUCGUCGACCCGGGCGAGGACAGGCCCGAGGACCGCGAGCCGGACGCCGCGUCGCACGCCGACGAGGAUGUCAACGACAUGCUCGCCCGCAGGCGACGGUCUCGCCACUUCUCCAUGGCCACGACGGCGCGCGCCUCGUCAGCCGAGGAAGGACACGGUGGAGGGGGCAUAAUCGAGAGGCUGAAGAGGGGCAUCGGGGGCUCCAGCCGGGGAAGCGAGGGGGCACGGACGCCCGGUGAUGCGUACGAGAGGAGGGCGAGCGAGGCUACCACCAUGGCCCCGUCGACGCCGUCGGCGGCGAAAUUCCGCGAGGAGCGGUCUCCCACCCAUUAUAAUACCCAGGCUCAGGGAGGGCCUACUUGACCUUGGAAGGGCAAGAGUUGUCUUUCUGGUUUGCUUUCUGUCUAUAUCUUCUGUCAUUUCGCGCUAUAUAUUCUUAUUUCAGUUCCAUACCAACAAUCUCAAGCGUCCAUGGACGCUUUAAUGCCCGACAAUCCUUUGUUGACUGGCAGAACGGUUUAGUGGAAAGUAAGUGUUUUGUGCCCCCCCUUGGGAGGGGGUUAACAAAAUGGAACCCCCAUGUAAACUUGAUCUCGCGAGUCGUGGAUAGUCUGCAUGUGCUGAAUCAGGUCGUUCCCACCGUGGAACUUUUGGGGGCAACCGGGGUUGGGGCAAGGGACGUUCUUUCUAAUGUUGGUCCAAGUUAAACGAGGUUGGUAAUUGAACGCCAUGGAGGACAGGAAGGGAGAAGCCAUACAAUGGCCAAAAUACAAUGUGCUACAAUAUACUUACAUCGGUGGUGGGAGAAUAUACAUGCUCCGAGGUUGAUCCUGUGCCUGCUGUUGGGAUUGAAUGGCGGGGUCCUUUCUGUCCAGCCUCGUGUCAACCCCCGGAAUCUCCUUGGCCGUCUGCAGUGGCUGCUGAUAUGCAUGUAUCGCUUGAGCA
Molecule: messenger RNA, 5737 nt
Organism: Gaeumannomyces tritici R3-111a-1
Lineage: Eukaryota; Fungi; Ascomycota; Sordariomycetes; Magnaporthales; Magnaporthaceae
Exons: 1
Coding region: 2030-5155 (1041 amino acids)
Source: RefSeq, a predicted model, not a curated record